Polychytrium aggregatum is the source of this 1653-nucleotide messenger RNA. RefSeq names its product anthranilate synthase component I. Gene Ontology annotation, molecular function: anthranilate synthase activity. The transcript has 3 exons. The record is from RefSeq and is a predicted model, not a curated record. NCBI's taxonomy places the organism in Eukaryota, Fungi, Chytridiomycota, Chytridiomycetes, Polychytriales. Gene Ontology annotation, biological process: L-tryptophan biosynthetic process. Bases 1 to 1653 code for a protein of 550 amino acids.
AUGGCUUACUCUACCCACUCCCGCAAGAACAUUGCGCGCGAUCUCAACAGAGACUAUCUCGUCAACGAUCCCAGCCGCCACACAGUGCAGCUGAUCCCCACCUGGGCCCGCUACUCGCUCCGCUGGGCCGUCUUUAAGCCCUCCCUCGACGAAAUCAAGCAGUUCGUCGCCUCUGGCGCAGGAAACGUCAUCCCGAUCCAGCAAGAAAUUGCUGCCGAUCUGCUGACCCCUGUCUCUGCGUACCUCAAAAUCUCUGAAAAGUCCGAUUACUCUUUCCUCUUCGAGUCCGUCGCUGGUGGAGAAAAGAUUGGCCGCUAUUCGUUUAUCGGUGCCGACCCCUACAAAGUCAUCCAUGUUGGUGACAAAUACGCUCACAAGGGCGAUCCUUUGAUCACCAUUGAAAAAGAACUCGAAGACGUCAAAUACGUGUACGUUCCCGGCUUCCACGAAUUCACUGGUGGAGCCGUCGGCUAUGUCUCAUACGACUGCGUCCGCUUCUUCGAGCCCCGAACCAACCGCCCCCUCAAGGACGUCCUUGAUCUCCCCGACGCCGUCGUGAUGAUGUGCGACUCUAUUGUCAUUUUCGACCACCUGCACCACGUUGUCAAGGUCACCAGCCACUUCAAGACCGACACCAGCGAGAUGUUUGACCACGAAAUCGAGAUGGAAUACCACCGCGCCACCUCCGAGAUCCGCCGUAUCGUCGAGCUGCUCUCGAGCGACCACACUCCCGUGCCCCACCAGGAGCCCAUUGUCAUCAAUGAACCUACCACCAACGUCGACCAGGAGGCCUAUGAAGGCUUUGUUCGGACGCUGAAGCACUACAUCAACGAAGGCGACAUCAUCCAGGCUGUGCCCUCGCGCCGCGUCUCCAAGAAGACCGCGAUCCAUCCCUUCAAUGCGUACCGUCACUUGCGCAGCGUUAACCCAUCCCCGUACAUGUUCUACGUCGAUGUCAAAGACUUCCAGAUGGUCGGUGCCUCGCCUGAGAUGCUCGUCAAGGUCGAGGACAAUGUUGUCUACACUCACCCCAUCGCCGGUACCCGUCGUCGCGGCCGCACUCCCGAAGAAGACGACGCCCUUGCAGCCGAUCUCCUUGGCGAUCUCAAGGAGCGUGCCGAGCACAUUAUGUUGGUUGAUCUCGGUCGAAACGACGUCAACCGCGUCUGCCAGCCCGGAAGCGUCAAGGUCGACUCGCUCAUGCAUAUUGAGCGCUACAGCCACGUUAUGCACAUUGUUUCGAACGUCUCGGGUACGCUGCGCAGCGACAAGACCCGGUUUGAUGCAUUCCGAUCCAUCUUUCCCGCCGGAACCGUCUCUGGCGCCCCCAAGGUGCGAGCCAUGCAGCUGAUUUACGAUCUCGAGCAAGAGAAGCGCGGCAUCUAUGCCGGUGCUGUCGGCUGGUUUGCCUACUCUGGCGGCCUCGAUACCUGUAUCGCCAUUCGAACCCAGCUCUUCAAGGACGGCAUGGUCCAUUUCCAAGCCGGCGCUGGCAUUGUUUACGACUCGGUCCCCACCAGCGAGUACGAAGAAACCGUCACCAAGCUCAAGAGCAACGUGCUUUCCCUCCAGCGUGCCGAGAUGCACUACCAGGAACUCCAACAACUCAAGAAGACUGCCCAGCUCCUCGAACAGCAGAUCUACAUUGACUAA